AUGACUAAUAAAACGGAUAAGGACCUAAGUCUCAUUGUUGGUCGUAUCCAAGUCAAUUUGACUGUGAAACAAAACAAUGAACAUGAUGGUUACGAAUUAAUAGAAUGUGAAAAUGAUUUGGUUAAUUGGGAAGAUCACUGGUAUGAUCUUGACUUUGAGCCACCAUCACUAUCGAACAUGCAGGUGGAUCUUAAAGGAGAGUAUGCCUAUAUAUUUCUUCAAGAGUUGAUAUUCAUCUAUGAUAUAAAGGCAAAUGAUGUCAAGGAAAUCUGGACGAAUGAUGUGAUACCAUCAUAUUGGUUCAAUCCGCAUGCGCUAGACAUUGGCGAAACCAGUGACAAAACAAAUAUUGCUAUCAUUGUCGGCUAUGUGGAAGAAGAGGAAGAAGUUGAUAUAUCGUUACCCGUCGUCUGUCUUGUUCGACUUGAUCCACCAUCAAAUAUGACUCUUAUUAGUAACAUCACUCUUGAAAACACCACUGUAGAAGAUAAUAUUGCUUUCUAUACUAACAAUGAUGACGUCAUUUCUGUUGUAAUUCAUGAUCGAACUAAAAAAGUUCUAGUUUCAAUGCCUUAUUUGGGCAAAGUACAUCUUCUUUCAUUUAAUAGUACGAAUAUUAUUCUUAUUAGAUCGUUUAUAAGUACCGCUCGGUCAGUUGCUUGGCUUGAUGAUGAUGGCAUAUUGGCAGCAUUUCUUAUUUUGGAUGAUCCGACGCUUCCUUGGGCGCAUUCGAAAAUUCAAGUAGUUAAUACAUCUACAAAUAAUGGUCAAGUGAUGUAUGUUUAUCCAAACAAUCAACAAAUACUUUCACCUGAAUGGAAGGCACCAUCAUUUGUUCGAAUUUCUACAACCCGCUCUCACCAAUUACUCUUGUUAGAUAACGACGGAUGGAUAGGAAUUGUACCAAAAGCUCCACCGGGUUAUUUUGCCCACAUCAACAAAUUUGUCAGAGAGAAAACAUAUUUUGAAAAAUGUCCACCAGGAACAUACAAAAGUAGUAAUGAAGCAAGUCCAUGUCAAAUCUGUCCUCCAGGAACCAAAAGCAACAUGCACAGUGAGUCAAUCAAAAUUUUUCUUUUCACCAUCAAACAAAAUUUCUGA
Rotaria sp. Silwood1 is the source of this 1101-nucleotide messenger RNA. The record is from the annotation of a GenBank genome assembly. NCBI's taxonomy places the organism in Eukaryota, Metazoa, Rotifera, Eurotatoria, Philodinida, Philodinidae.